Molecule: messenger RNA, 2193 nt
Organism: Plasmodium inui San Antonio 1
Lineage: Eukaryota; Apicomplexa; Aconoidasida; Haemosporida; Plasmodiidae
Exons: 4
Coding region: 1-2193 (730 amino acids)
Source: RefSeq, a predicted model, not a curated record
AUGCACGAGCAACAGGUCCGCAACAAAAAACCGACCACUGAGCCCAAGUUACCUGUUAAGGCAGAAGUCGAACCCAAGUUUCUGGUCCGAGCCACCGAGCCAGGAUAUCUCGGGAGGCAACAAGUGAUGCUCUGGAGGCUAGCCAAGGAGCUAGAAAUACAUCAGGGAUCACCCCCCUGUCUCCGCAGCUAUGAAGGGGAGAACCCAAAAGAGCAAAGGACGAACCGAAGGCUAUACUUCGUGCCAAGCAAGAGCAACCGCCACUGGGGCCUGGAAGGGGAAAAGGGCGGGAUACCGGAGAAGGCAUCGAGAGGAGCCAAGGGGGAGAAAGGGGAUCAGGAAGAUAAGGAAUCAACUGAGCACGAACCAUUAUUGAUCUUAAGUAUCGGGAUGACUCGGGCCGAUGCCACUGAGUUGACAGCGAAGAUAGGAGCUCAUCGGGCCUCGAGCAGAAUCCUGAAGGAUAAGGGCAGCCUUCCAACGACAGCAGCUCAGGCAACCUCAGGAAAAGAAAGUAAGGGGACAACUAAGAAAGAAGCAGAACAGCCCAGGACUAACAGAUAUGGUGGAGCAGAUAAUGACCCCCCAAACCUCGUGAAAAUGGCUUCCGGUGUCUUGAGCUUAAGAGACCAGUCCUGGAGCCACAGGUACGCAGCAACGAAUCCGGGGGGGUGUGACCCAGACAGCAAUAUGUAUUGUCUAGGCGAAUAUGGAGGACAGCAAUACGUAGCCCGAGGAUUUCUGGGCUCUAUGCCAACUGCAAUGAUGCGUCUGACUAAUGAGAUGAACUGGGAGGACUUUAUAGAAGGAAGGGACGGACUGAGGGGAUACAUCAUGGGCCCUACAGAAAAUAGCCAGUCAUGGAAGGGACUUUUAUGUUGUGUAGUGUCUAGGGCGUUAGCAAUCUCAGUGAUUAAAGCCAAAUCCAAAGGAAAAACUGCCCAAAUCUGGGAAAAGGGCCAAUGGCAGAGCAUCUUGAGGAAUGCAACCACUAAAGAUUGGUCAAAAAGCGCCACAGGGAAGAGCAUGCUCAUGACCGUAGGGUGUAUAAUAGCUGCCAUGAUGGUCAGGCCUAGUCAUGAUAAGGAAAUCAGCGGGCGCCUAAGGAAAAGUUGCGAGACAGUGUGGCAGGAGGUAGCGCUGGAGUUGGAAGCUCCCGGAUCUCAGGGCACCUCAGGGGAACUGACAACAUUAAACGAUUUCUUGGAGAAGCUUCGGGAGGUGAGAGGGACAAACCAGGAAAGAUAUGAUGGUUUUGGGUUUCUUAUCAGUCUAUAUUAUGGACUAAUGAGUUGUUGUAGAUAUGGGAGGAAUUAUGAAUUAACGAGGUUAAUAAGAAAAGAAGGAUGGAGUCUAGAAAAAAUGGGAUCGUGCAAGAUGGACGGACAAGAGCUUAACUGUGAAGGACAGUUAAAACAAGUCGAGGGGGAUGCAUUGAAUAUCUGGAAUAGAGGGAGCCCUAUCCUCAUAUCCCAAGUCCAACGGAUGGAACCGAAAAAACUCAAACUCACCACAGGGUCAGAAAAGGGUGACGAAGCCGACGCGGCUGAGGUGGAGCAGAUAAAGAGAAAAAAUGAGGAAAAAGGGGCUAAGCUAAUGGAGCAACAUAAGAACACUAAGACGAACACUGCUAUCGUCGCUGCAACAGGGACGAGGACCAGCUUGACAAGCGCGGAUACCCAGAAUCCUGCUCCCCGCAGCCUAGGUGCCGUCACCUCCCCCCAGACGAGCCAGACUCCAUUGAGAAGUGACGUCGGAGUGGCCAGGGACCAAAAUCUCACAGGUGAGGUGGCCGUUUCUCCCCCGCGAUCCGCAGUGACAAGAGAGACCACCCCAAAUCUGGACCGAGCAGAGUCCCUGAUCCCUUCAGGCCUCUAUCUGAAUCCAGACGAAGCGAAAGGACCAAGACAGACAAGCUCCGCCCAUUCCUCACGGAGCAGGGGGACACGAAAGCAGGAACAAGACCGACCCCCCCCAACGGGCGUGGCCGAUCCAACAGGAGGAGGGAGUAGGACGAUAGGGAUCAUAGGGGCAGCUGUAUCAGGACUAUUAGGUCUGGCCAGUUUGUAUGGUUUUUACCGAAUAUUUAAGUCAACCAAAGGAGGCACUGGAAGGAGGGGGUACCGAGGGGAGAAGUUCCUGGGUCGAAUAGGAUAUGGAGUAGCAAAGGCGAAUGCUCAAGCCACCGACUGA